AUGCCGCCCCCGUGCCCUUCGCCUCGGGGAGACCGCCGCCAGCCGUCCCGAGGCUCGACACCUACCCGCACGCUUACCCAUCACACCCACGUCCCUCCAACCCCUGAGGUGAAAGAGCAGAGGUGGCUGCGACACGGGGCUGUGAAGCGCAACAACGUGAGCGAUGAGAGAAGCCCGCGGACGCAUGGUGUCCGGACCGGGAGGGCCCAGAAGACGAGAGGUGCCGGGGGAGGGAAGUCCCUCCCCCCCGUGCCCUCCGCGCUCGUCUAUUUCUUUUUGGAGCCUCCCGCUCCUUCCGCAGCCUUCCUGGCCUCAGCUACGCACGCAUCGUCAGCAUCUCACGCUCUCAUCAUCGGGGACGCCCGCCUCAUCGGCCCCUCUUCGAAGAACCCGCCUCGCGACAGACCGGCAGAGAAGCGGGACCCGACGGGCGGUGGACAAAAGGAAGAAAACAAGGGACUCACCGGCAGCCUGCUUCUGCCGCAUGAUCUCGGCGGCGGACUCCUUGGCGCGCUGCAUCUCGGUGCCGCUCAUGGUGUUUCCCUUCUUCUACGCGUCCCGAUCGGGCGUCAGCAUCCGUUCUCACUUCAUCUCAAGCAGCUGUGCGCGUUUGCGCCAUGA
Messenger RNA from Colletotrichum spaethianum, 621 nucleotides. RefSeq lists its product as uncharacterized. NCBI's taxonomy places the organism in Eukaryota, Fungi, Ascomycota, Sordariomycetes, Glomerellales, Glomerellaceae. The record is from RefSeq and is a predicted model, not a curated record. The coding region runs from base 1 to 621 and encodes 206 amino acids. The transcript has 2 exons.